AUGAAUGAUGAAUUUAAUAUUUGUAUAUUUAAUCUUUUAAUUCGUGUUGGUGCAAAUAUAAAUUCAUUUGAUAAUGAUGGUUGGACACCAUUACAUGCAGCUGCACAUUGGGAUAAACAUGAUGUUAUUAAAUAUCUUAUUGAUAGAAAUGCAGAUUUAUAUGCAAAAAAUGAUGCGGGACAAACACCUAUUGAUGUUUGUGAUGGAGAAACAUUGGAUUUAUUAAAAGAAUUAAAAGAAAAACGACCUCCUAUAAAGAAUGAAACUUCAGAUCUAUUGAAAAAAAAACUUGUAUCAACCCGUCCGAUUGAUGAACAAAAAUCUAUUCUUCGAUCGGAAUCAUUUAAUGAGAAUUUAGAAGCAGCAAAUAAACCUCCUCAGUCCUCUAUAGAUGAGAAUAUAUCAAAUUAUUCACCUAAUAUUAAGGAGAAAUUGAGUAAUCUUCAACGAUCAUUACAUGAUUUAAGUAAUCGAUAUUUAAAAACCAAUCAAGAUGAGCCAACAACAACAACAACAACAACAUCAAAUUCAUUAAUUAAUUCAUCUAAUUUAAAAGAAAAAGAAUUAGUAUCUAGUCAAUCAAUACCAAGUUCAUCAAAUUGUUUAUCUCGAUCAAGAUAUUUAUCAACAAAUAAAUAUUCAUUAUCAAGUCCACAAAGAAUAUUUACAAAUCCAUUACAAUCAUUAACAACAAUAAAUUUGAAUAAUGAAUCAUUCAAUCGUGUAAGAAAUAAAAAACGAACAGAAAAAUGUAUCAAUUAUUUCAUUUUUAAAUUCUUGAUACAUUAUUCUCAAUCAUGUAAUAGUGAGCGGACAGAGCAAAAAAAGAAUACGUUUUAAGAGCCAUUGCACGUAAGCCACGACCUAUAGUGCUCAAUCGAGUAUUUCAGAUAUCGUUGAUAUUGAUAUAUAUCAUAGACAGAAGUGUUUGAUGAUGUUUGGCGCAAACCGCAAUAAAAAAUGUUGAACCAAAACAUUUUUAUUGAAUUUUUACGAAAAGCCCUGAAAUUCAAGAUUUAAACGAAUCCGUUCAGUAUUACGACUAUAUCUCGAGAACAAGUGAAUCGAUUGAGCUGAAAUUUCGUGUCGAAACUUACAAUGAGUAAUGCUCGUACCAUAAAAAAUUUCAAGUGAAACGGUUGUAUUUUUAUUUUUCUGUGUGUCCCUUUGUGUAAGCAAAAAAUGAACAUUUUAUCAAUAUUCAUGGUCUAAUAUCUCUUGAUCAAAAUGUAGUGCAGCCCUGAAAUUUUAUCUAUAGAAAGCCUAUACACAUGCCUCACUCUAGUGAAAAUUUUACCGUCCUCACGCAAAGCCUUCAUUCAGGCGGACCUUGCCAAAAUUAGCAUUUUUCGGCUGUGGCGAUCUAAAAAACUAUAUGUUUUUUUAGCGAUUUUUAUUCUUGGCCCUGAUAGGCCUAUCUUUCUUCUACUAUAUUCUGCAAAGAGUAGCGUGGGAUUUCUAUGGAAGCCAUGGCCACACGAGGCGCACCGAGAGCCCUGAACAGGUUAACUGCUUUUUUAAAGCUGAGCAUCGCAAACUAAAAAACAUGGUAUAUUUGGGACAUGUAAGUAAGUUUUCAUAGAGAAGAUGAUGGUGUUAAUAUGCUGCAUGCGGCUGCUUCGGAUUCUAGUAAGGGGGGGGGGGGGGGGGGGGGGGGGGUUUAACUCCAAGCAUUAAGAAAUUACAGAGAUAUUCACGAAAUACUGAGACCAUUAUUCUUU
This is a messenger RNA of Rotaria sp. Silwood2, 1721 nucleotides long. The record is from the annotation of a GenBank genome assembly. NCBI's taxonomy places the organism in Eukaryota, Metazoa, Rotifera, Eurotatoria, Philodinida, Philodinidae.